GUAUACGCAAAUCUUUCUCCAAGUAGAGGUAGAAGUUGAAGAAAAUCGAGAUACUUUGCGCUUUCGAUAGGACGUAAAUGCGCUCGUAAAUGAUUUGCGUGAGUUUUAUAGAAGAAAAAAGCCGACACGAGAGAUUAUAGUUCCGAAUCAACGAGCCGCGACAUGAUCGAUGAUCCGCGCGAUGACUAUGACAUGUAAGGAGAAAAAAAAAGAAAAGCGAAGAUGUUCGUCUUGUCACGAGGUGAAAGUAUUCGAUUUGGAAUUGGAAUUGCGAAGUGGAGAAGGGAGGAUGAGGAGGGAGGAAAGUCACCCCGACAGGUAACGGAGGCGGACGGCACAUUGGCAUUGAGCGAACUUGCGUUUACGGCAACACCAGUUCACGGUCGUUCGUCCAUCCGCUUACCGUUUCCACGGGAUCAUGCGUUCUAUUCUGCUUCUUACAUUCCUGACAAACGCCAGGUUGAUGGGCAACGCAGAGGAGAUCUGGCAGCAGGAUCUGUCUAAAGACAUGCGGAUAGGUUCGUCCACCGAGGGUUACGAUCGCGUGGGAUUGCGAUGUGGUGCUGAAAAAAUGACUGUCGAACUUAAAACCACCGAGGAUUUUUCGGGGGUGAUCUACACACAGGGUAGCUUUUACUCUCGAGAACCAUCCUGCUUUCUCGAUCCGGUUCGCGGUAGAAGUUUCACCAUGAGCAUCCCCUUAAACAAAUGUGAUACCGAAAGAGACGGUGAGAAAUACAGCAACAUCGUAGUGAUUCAGCACGACGACGAGCUGUUAACGCCAGGUGAUGCCGCUUUUACGUUAGAAUGCGACUUCUCAACGCCGCGUGCUCUCACGGUAACGGCGGAUCUUAAUGGGAGUAAGAGAAGAUCUACUAGAUCGAGUAUAGCUCUUAUCGACGUCGAUCCAGGAAGUGAUAGAAGGAAAAGAGCGGCGUACGUGGAAAGCUACGGGGAUGAGGUUGCUUUCGUGCCCGAACGAAUGCAUCGAUAAAAAAAGCGCAGUAAACCACCGGAUACUGUUUUAUUAAAUCUUGCCAGCGAAAUCUUCUGAUGAACGCCGUCAAUUCUGGUGAACGUGCCGUACAAUGCACUCUACGAGAAUUUGUUUUUGUUAUUUGUUACAUUGUUCGUUGUUGAAAUAAAUUAUGUAAUUCGUUCGAA
Molecule: messenger RNA, 1164 nt
Organism: Pogonomyrmex barbatus (red harvester ant)
Lineage: Eukaryota; Metazoa; Arthropoda; Insecta; Hymenoptera; Formicidae
Source: RefSeq, a predicted model, not a curated record